CCCAGAGAGAGAACGGCAGAGGCCAAUCCAUUCCAGGUCGCUACUCCAACCCACAUAUAAAGCUCUCCAACACUUAUAACAUUUCAUUUUUUUACCGAAAUAAGGAAACGAAUCAGUGCGAUGAAACUCUUGUGCUCAGUCAUCUUUGUCUUUGGAUUUCUUUCCACCGGGAAUGGCUAUUUCAAAGUUCCCGGGAUGAAAACUGUGGACAGCCCAUUAGAUCAUUUACUUCGUGAAGGUCCAGGAGGACCUUCUAAUUCCGAAGACGAUGAUGAACCAUUCCAAAUUGCAGCUGCUCCUCCAACAAGAGAUUUCUUCGCAUGGAAAACUCCAGAAACGUUUUCAUUCUUUCACAAGCCAGAAGUGCAAAGCAUGCACUUUGAUAUGGGAAGCCCUUAUGUAGCACCUGGAAGCUCUUAUUUAUCAGAUGGGUAUUUUGGAGUUAUGCACGGUGACAGCAAAAUGUCCAGCUACAUGAUGGGCGGAGAACAGUUUUCCUAUCCUGUAUCAGGACGAUCCAAGUUACCCAGUUUUGUCACUGAUGACUUCAAAAUUCCCAGUAGGCUUCCAGAACCUAUGGCCUUGAGAGGAAGAAAUCAAGAUACCGAUCAACAAACUAACAUGAUCCCAGAAGCUGAACAAAGAGUUGUUGGUGGCAGAGAUGUAUCUGAAGGGGAGAUACCAUGGCAGAUUUCACUCCAGAGAAAAUCCAUGAAAAGUGGUCGUAUUUUUCACAUCUGUGGUGGAUCCAUCAUCAGCAGAGAAUGGGUGGUUACUGCUGCACACUGCGUAGCUUUAGCUUUGCUGUCUAACUAUAGAGUUGUUGCUGCUACAACCAAUCUUCGAGAUGAAAAUCGAAUUAAAUCUUUGAAUGGGGGAGAUUAUUCAGUUCAUAAAGUUGUGGACGUUCAAAUUCAUGACCAGUAUGACAUGUUCCGCUUCAGAAAUGAUAUUGCUCUCAUUCGAGUGGAUCCACCUUUCCAAUUCAGCAACAAAAUUCAGAGUAUUUCUUUACCCUCUCCUGGACACACAGCAACAGGUCAUGCAUAUGCCUCUGGAUGGGGACUCAUGCAAGAAGGCGUUCGAAUCACACCAAGCACACUGCAAGCGGUGGAACUUCCUUUGUUGAGUGAUGCUGAAUGCAAACAAGCCUAUGGUGACAACAUGGCAGAAACAAUGAUUUGUGCAGGCUACAAAGAAGGUGGUAAAAGCGUUUGCCAGGGAGAUUCCGGUGGUCCUUUGUUUCAAUCCCAUGGAGGUGGUGCCGUUCUGAUUGGAGUCGUAUCGUGGGGUGUGGGAUGUGCCAGACCUGGAAAACCCGGUGUAUACACAGAAGUUUCUCAUUAUAUUGAUUGGAUCCAUGGAAUUACUGGAGGUGCACGUUCAAAUGCAGUUAACUAAAACUAGGUCCUGUUACAUAAUUUAUUAAGUGAGUUCCACCGAGGGAUGCCAUACGCACAAAAGUAUGCGCAGAAUUCUAUUAAGAUGUCUAUGCGCAAUGAGGUUGUUGUGUCUCAAGAAGUAAAAUAUUAAUUGUGAUGCGACUGAUUUCGAGAAAAAAAUUUAUAGAAAUUCUUUGAUAAUCCAAUUGUAUAAUUAUCAAAGUUUGUAAGUCUGGAUCUUAGUCUGUAUGUCUGCCUGAUAUAAUGCCCUUUUUACUUAUGAAUGUUCAAAGAAAUUAUAGGUCUCUAUGAUAUUUAUUUUUAUCACAAGUGAAAAUAUAUUCCUUGAAUAAGGUUUUAUGUAUUCUAUAAUCUUAUCAAAAUUUUUCAAUUUCUAAUAUUUCCUUCAGCACUAAAAUUAAACGUAUUCAGUGUUUCAAAUCCUUUCAAUUUCAAAAUACAUUCAAUAGAUCCGUUUCAAAUAAAAUAAAAAAGACACUUUUGAGAAAAGUUU
This is a messenger RNA of Argiope bruennichi, 1896 nucleotides long. Its product is annotated as trypsin-1-like. Gene Ontology annotation, molecular function: serine-type endopeptidase activity. Gene Ontology annotation, biological process: proteolysis. The coding region runs from base 121 to 1401 and encodes 426 amino acids. The record is from RefSeq and is a predicted model, not a curated record. The transcript is spliced from 7 exons. Lineage: Eukaryota; Metazoa; Arthropoda; Arachnida; Araneae; Araneidae.